Molecule: messenger RNA, 3095 nt
Organism: Porites lobata
Lineage: Eukaryota; Metazoa; Cnidaria; Anthozoa; Scleractinia; Poritidae
Source: the annotation of a GenBank genome assembly
ACCAAGUGGAAGCUAUCGCGGAAAGCCUCCAAGUUUGCAAAAGGUAUUUUCGUCAAUUUCUAUUUAUUUAAACAACAAUUUUAUAUUUAACGGAAUAAAGAAAUUUACGUACCAUUAUACUUGAACUGAAGUGUUGAAGAUAGAAAACGUAAGGGGCCGUGGUUGUCCUGUUGUCAAGUGUUAAUAGGGCAAUUUUGUGAAUUGCUUCUCGGUUUUCGCUUGCACUAAACAGGUUGGAAUAUUUGAAAUUUAUUAAGAUCAUACUGACUUUCUUACGCUAGAUGAGAUUUCUCCAACAUUCCAGCGAAGCUUUAGCCAAGUGAAUAAAAUGAAUUGACAAAAUAAGUGAUACAUACAUGCAGCCAAUAUAGUUUAAAAUGACUAUAAACAGUUGAGAUGAUAAUUAGACUUGUGACGAUUUAAUUUUUGGAUUGAUAGUGAAUCCUGUGACUUAAUUGCAAUAUAGUUGUAAAUUGUUGAUUAGUUUUUUGCAUUUUUUAAAUAUGUUUUCGUUAUUUUUGGCCAACCAUUUGCAAUCCAACCUUGAUACAGACCUCGUAUGAUAUAACCAGACCACGCGUGAAUUCUCGCGCGAGCUCUCGCGCGCGUAAAUAGAUUGCGACAGAGCCUGAAUGGUUACUACUGUGUUAAACAUUGAAAUUUACGAUUUUUAUUAGGAAUGGAAAAGAUUCGCAAAGAUCGUCAUUAGAGCCACACCUCACGUGACAUAAUUACAUCACGCACGACGUCUCGCGUGAACUCUCACCAGAAUAGAUUGGGACAGGGCCUGACUAAUUACCAUGAUGUUAGGCACCACAAUUUACUAUACUUAUUACAAAUGGAAAAGAGUCGCAAUGAUCGUAGCCUGUACACAGACGUUGUUUUAUUUUUCUUUUCGAAAACAUCGGCGAGCGCGAGUUCUUCUUCCCCCACCCCCUUAUGCUGGGGGGUCAAUAAAUCCUCCCGCAGUUUUAUUUUUUGUCACGCGCGCUCAACGGACUUUGAAGAGAAAAUAGAGGGCCUGUGAACAGGCUACAAUGGUCUUCACCAGAGUCCUUAAUCUUAGUAGUGUUGCUUUUCUUGCAAACCUUUUUCGUAUUAAAGACGGCUUUUCAAAACUGCAAAUGAUUUCAAAAACUAAAGCAUUUCCGUAUAUUUUUCUCCGUUUCUCUUCACGCAGCUCUCUGACGCUUAAUUCAGCCAUUUCACUGUUUUUUACUCAGAUCGUCAUCUUUUCAAUUUUCAGCUCAGCCCACAGACUCGACGAUCUUCCUCAGGCAGACCUGUCUAUCAGACCAGUCUAUCAGAUCCGCCCCAGAUCAGACCACCACGCGGGACCAUCAGAUCAGACCGCCACACCAGACCACCAGAUCAGAUCACCCCACCAGACCACAGACCACCAUCCUUGACUACUCAGCUUCCAAUCAUCACAGCAUACCCAACCUCUUGAAAUGGUACAGGUCAGGUGCAUUCCUUAUGGGUUGGGUGAAGGGGGGUAUAUAGAGCUCUGGAUGAACCUUGCAAAGCAUACUUUCCACACACUUUCGGCCUGAAUUUUCCGGACUUUUUUUCGGCUUAACUUAACUGUAGUUAGAUUAGCUAGCGGGGUUCCCCGGGCUGGUAAGGUCCUCCCCUGCCCUUUUUCUUAAGUUGGGUUCCUUUGCAGGUGUUCGGUCAGCGGUUCUGCUUUUAGAAAUAGGCUAGGUUUUUUGGAUUCCGUUCGGCUUCAUCUUCGGCUGCAUAUUUUUGCGCAUUGCCAGAUGGAUUUCGCCACCGUCGUCGUCGUCAUCGUCGUCUUCACUACAACCUCCCGCUUAGCUGCGCGAAAUUGAAUUGAUCUAUCACACUUCACUUGACAGUCUACGCGCUGGUCAAGUGAAGCUUUCAUCCGCAAGGUUCAACCAGACAGUGAUUAUUCUAAGAAAUAACUUAGUAAACUAGAGACUUCAGAUCAUUCAGCUACAGUGAGAGGACCUCAUUUGGUCACUGCUUACAAGCUUAGUGGUCUCUCUGGUUACAGGUAAAUAGUUAGUAUAACCUCGCAAAUUCGGGUCUGCUCCUACCAAAUUGACUUUUGAUGUUAAACAGUAUAGGUGUGAAGUGAAAUUUUUCGUUGGUGCGCAUUUGCAGGCUUCGAACUUGUGAGGGUAGAUAAGUUGACAGGUUCAGUCGCACAACAACGGCAAUCUGCAACCAGGCGUUUCUUCCCGCGAAGAGCCAACACCUUGUUGCAGUUUGCCAGGGAAACUUGGGACAAACCACACACCAUAGGCUAGAUCGUUUACAAAUCGUAAGCGUAGGAAGACUUCGAGACCAAUCUACGACGCAGAUUCAUCGUUGGGGGAGCACGAAUUAAGCCGUAUUAGCCUGCGAAGUAAUCACGAGAAUGCUAUAAUGCCGAAUAUUUCGGGGACACACAUGUGGAGGCCCACCAUACCUUGAUAUGCGUGCCCCUGAAUGGCAUUCAUGUGAAAAUUUCGCUGGUUAUAGAUAGUCUUUAAGUAUAAGUAGCAGGGGAGGAUACUCUGGUCGUGGCAUGGUUGACACUUAGACGAUUUGAUUUGUCUUCCUGUUAAUUUUGCCUCGCUGGGGAGUUUUCUUCUUAGGAAGCCCUGCAUUGCAGUACGCAAGCACAGAUCGUCUACAAAUGGUAGGCGUACGUAGUCUUCAAGUCGACGGUUCGUGGUUAUUGGUUUCUUCGUUUUUUUUCUCCUGGAGUAGUCAGCGGUGUUCUACCCCCGACAGUUCUUGAAGUACGUCGUGACUGGGAUUGAAUCCUAUGCAUCACACUGUUCAAGUAAUGUUUGCUUUGUACAUGAUGAAAAUGUGAAUAAAAUUGAUUUUAUUGCGUUGUAUUGUAUUGUUGGUCCAGUACUAGAGCAAGUGAAGAUGCCGGCCGAAGAAAGAAGAGCAAAGAACUUCAAGAGUCAUAGAAAGAUAGUCUUGUAGUCCAAUUACUUAAGUAGGCGAGUUAGCUGCCUUUGCAGCCAUGAACAGAUGGUCCAUGUUGGACCAAACCGGACAAUGAUGAUAAUGAUGAUGAUGACGACGAUGGUGAUGUUCAUGACGACGACCAUGAUGAUCGUUUACACUAA